CGUAUAUCCCUUGCUGUGCCAUCAGGCUUCUUCGACCUAUGCUUCGCCAUUCAGUGUACGGGCUAUUCAGUACCUAAUGAUACGGGCCUCUAUUCUAUUCUCUUCUCUGCAAUCACCCCGCCGUAACCGGCGACAGAGCCCUCCGUCCUGGAACCCCCGUCGUCCGUCGUCGCGCCCAUUCACCGGCCUCCGCGACCCACCGAGUAAUUUUCUUCAUUCAUUCACUGCUACAGCUUACAGCCCAUCACCGUCCUAGUACACGUAUUCGACAGCGACAUAUGAACGGCCUGAAGGCAAAGCUGAUCAUCUUCUCGAAUCCCUCGCCGGGAACGAGGACGGCGCGCUCGCACCCUCGCCACACGUGCGCGCCGCCCUCGUGCCCAUUGUCCGCCCUUGCCUUGCUAGGAACGGCGUGCGCAGCACCCAGACCCUGCCCGUGGGACGCGCUAGUCCCAUUUCCUUUGCGAGGCGUGUUAUUCGGCGUGGCGGGCUACCGUAUUCUUCGAGUGCCCCAAAUUCCACGGCGACGAGUUUGCGGGGACGAGCGUAGCGCGAAGCAGGCGGACCAGGUUGUCGGUCGGGCGGCCCUCGAUUUUUCUGACGUGGGCGGCGGGGGUGUGACAGGGAGGGGGAGAAGGUAGGGGAGGGAUUCGAGGGAGGACGGGGUGCAGAGCGGGUCAGGCACGGACGAUCCGAGGGCGCGUUCAA
Schizophyllum commune H4-8 is the source of this 708-nucleotide messenger RNA. RefSeq lists its product as uncharacterized. The transcript has a single exon. The record is from RefSeq and is a predicted model, not a curated record. The coding region runs from base 279 to 641 and encodes 120 amino acids. Lineage: Eukaryota; Fungi; Basidiomycota; Agaricomycetes; Agaricales; Schizophyllaceae.